AUGACUUAUAGUGAUCGUCUGUACUGGAUUACUGUAAUCAAUACUUUUUUAAUGUUUAACGUUGCAGGUUUCUCCACUAAUGUUCCUGUUAUUCUUCCAUCUGAUCUUCCGACAGUCGAGGAAGUGAGAGGAUUUAAUACCGAAGAACUUAAUGGCUUUUUGAAAAGGAGGUUAAACGACAUUGAUGAUCAAACAGACACGUUAACAUCUCAAAAAGUCAGGGGCUUAACUUUUCUUAAAUUAACACGAGAUAAUCUUUUGAGUAUCCAAAUACCUCUCGGACCAGCAAUAGAAAUCGUUGAGUUGAUUAAUGAAAUUCAAGGAGGCAAAAAACCUCUUGCAGUAAUUAAGGAACAUGUGCUAUAUGUACGGAAAUCCUAUGUGGAUUUAUAUCACAUAGUUACCAAUGAGAAUUGCAAUCCCAAAACCGAUGCCACUGUCAUUUUUAAGGCUCUUGAUGAUAAAAUUUUAUACUGUUUUGAGGAUUCUAAUCUGUUUGUUGGAGAUUUUGAAGAAUUUUUGGAGCGACUAUGUAACCCCCAAACGUGGUAUUUGGUGGAUGGUACAGUUCCCAGUGAUGUCUUAGCAAGAACAGUCAUUUCUGCAUCAUCAAAAAAAGAGUUGGAAACCUGCCGAUUAGGUGUCUUCCUGGAGCAUCUAUUAUUCGUCAGGAAAAUCCCAAUGUCAAGGGGCAAACAGACCAUUCUCAGUAAUAGGAAUGAGGUUAAGAAAAUGUCUUUAGAACGUGUUAAACAAGCUCUUUCUGAAAUUAGAGAUUUUAGAAAGCUUAUACGGUGCUUCUCUGAAAAUGAAAAUAUAUUGAAUUCAGCAAUCACCUUAUUCAUCGGGGGCCUGACACUUUCUACCGAGAACAAUCUCUCUCAUGUGCCUCUGGUUGUAUUUUUGAUAAAAUCCAAAAAAAAACUGGAAGAUAGUAGAUGGAACGAUCUAUUUCUAAAAAUUCAAUAUCCUGGUGACCCUUCUAGCUCCAGGGGGAUUAUGUUUGAAUCACACAUACUUCACCUCUUUAAGCUUGGUGUCAAACGUUUAAAUUGA
Acaulospora morrowiae is the source of this 1056-nucleotide messenger RNA. The record is from the annotation of a GenBank genome assembly. Lineage: Eukaryota; Fungi; Glomeromycota; Glomeromycetes; Diversisporales; Acaulosporaceae.